GCCUGUUUCGUGUACAUUGUUGUCCUUGCAGUGCAGAGUAGCGAGUGGAGUGCGAGAAUAAUCGAAAAAAUGUAUCUUUCGCUAAAUUUGAGUGCGAUGUUGCGCACUGUGUUUAAUGAAUCUUACGCCUGAGUGAACCGCCGGUUCGCCGGAAUCUCGAACGAUCCUACAUGUCUAGAGAUGGAAUCCUAUAAUAUGCCUGUAACGCCUGUAACCGCCGAUCAUAGAUUGAAAUAGACUCAUGGUACUGUGACGUGCCUUUGCGGGUCGGAAAUCCACUUAGGAAAUAGAGGAAAUAGGCUCGCGAUACCAUCGAAGUCAGAUUCCUCCAACAAUUUCGUAUUGAAAUCGUAACGAUCAAUUAUCCGAUUCCCGUUGAUUUUAUUUAUAGUGCCUAACUUUGCAUGUGACUCGGUUUAAGACAAAUAUGUGUCUAUUCACCGAAUGACAUGUCCUAAUCCUAAUCAUUUGCCUGUUAGUGUGUUGGACAUGGAUUCUCUUACAAUUAACUAAAAUCGUUACAAUUGAAACAAAAUUUAUAAGAAAAGAAAUUCAAAAUGGAAUCAGCUAUAGCUGGACGAAAGCGAACUGCUACACGGCAUUCUGCAGAAGACCAAGCACUUGAUCAAAUAGCUAAGGAGGCAGAAGCAAGACUGGCUGCUAGGAGACAGGCAAGAGCCGAAGCCAGGGAUAUACGAAUGCGUGAAUUAGAAAGACAACAAAAAGAAGCAGAAGAGAAUGCUGAUAGGGUGUAUGACAUUUGUGCAGUUGAUAUAAAUAGAACCAUGAGAGUAACUCCAGAUCCAGUACGUACAUCACGACUUACAAAUUCCAAUAAUUUCCAAUCGAGUCGUAGAUCUUCAGAAGAUUCAUUGGAAGAUGCAGGAUUGAGCAGAGAUAUUAGGCUGGAAUUAAAAGAAUUUGAAGAAAAGUUUAGAAAAGCUAUGAUAGCUAAUGCUCAGUUAGACAAUGAAAAAUCGUCUUAUGCCUACCAAGUUGAUUUGUUGAAAGAUAAAUUGGAAGAAUUAGAGGAAACCACUACACAAUUACGUAGAGAAUUAAGAGAGAAGAAUCGAGAUGUUGAACAAUUAAAACGAGUCAGUCAACGUUUGAAAGAAGAUUUAGAUAUUUGCAGAGCACAGUUAUUAGAAAGAGAUACACUUAUACAAGAAAACGGUUUAGUCAUUGUUGACAAUAAGGAAAAUGAAGAUGAGGAUAACGAAAAUAUCGAAAAUGGAUUAUGUCAUAAAAAAAAGUUAUUAGUCAGUACAGAAGCUGCAGAAUUAUUAGAAACGGCUGGUAAAGGUUCACUAGAUAUUCGACUACGGAAAUUUGCUUCUGAAAAAAAGGAAUUACAAGAUGAGAUUCGCCAUUUAAGAUUGGAAUUAGAAGAAACUAGAAAUCGCAUGAGACCCGAAAAAUCAUCUGGUUCGAUAUUAGGUUUAUCAGAUAACGAAGAUAUUCAACGUGAAGCAAAUAAAUUAUUGGCCGAUUAUAAAUUUAAAUUACAAAAAGCAGAACAAGAUAUGUCUACACUGCAAGCAACAGUAGCUAGAUUAGAAAGUCAAGUAAUUCGUUACAAAUCAGCUGCAGAAGCAUCUGAAAAAGCAGAAGAUGAGUUGAAAGUAGAAAAAAGAAAAUUGCAGAGAGAAGUAAGAGAAACACAAAGUCGUGUAGAGGAAUUGGAGACAGCAAAUUCUCAUCUACAAAGGAGAUUGGAUAAACUUAAAAACGCUAAAUCAGCUCUUCUAAAAGAGCUUUGACAAAUUAAUGUUUGCAGAGAUGUACAAUAAGUUUGUUACUUAUAUCUUAAACAAAUCAUAACCCGAUGUUGCCUCCAAUUAAUAUCAUUUAUUACUUUAAAUACAAUUUACAAAGGCAAAGAUUACAUAUUACCGUUAUAACAUUUCAUUAUGUAGCGGAUGUAAUCCAGACAUAAAAAAUUGCUGUGGAAAAGAUUCCUACCUCUUACAUUUACUAA
Cyphomyrmex costatus is the source of this 1981-nucleotide messenger RNA. RefSeq names its product leucine-rich repeat flightless-interacting protein 2. The record is from RefSeq and is a predicted model, not a curated record. The transcript has 9 exons. The coding region runs from base 558 to 1763 and encodes 401 amino acids. Gene Ontology annotation, biological process: regulation of DNA-templated transcription. NCBI's taxonomy places the organism in Eukaryota, Metazoa, Arthropoda, Insecta, Hymenoptera, Formicidae.